Haemonchus placei is the source of this 1818-nucleotide messenger RNA. NCBI's taxonomy places the organism in Eukaryota, Metazoa, Nematoda, Chromadorea, Rhabditida, Trichostrongylidae. The record is from the annotation of a GenBank genome assembly.
AUGUCGGAAGGGAGUGUUGAACGCGCUGGAAGCAGACGUAACGAGGAGGAGCUCGCAAGCAAGCAGCUCAACAUUCAGUACAAGAGAUAUUAUGUGGAUGUAAAGCAGAAUAACCGCGGGCGCUUUAUCAAAAUUGCUGAGAAAGGAAACGAACUGAAGAAAGAUUCAAAUCUUUUCCAGAUGGGGUCGAACUACAAGUCGCGUCUCGUUUUAACUAUGUCUGCGGCUGUACAGCUGUGUGAGCAACUGGGCGAAAUGAUAAAGUUUAGCGAGACCUUACCAGAAGGAGCAGAAGGAAGCGCGGAAAAUGGUGCUCUCAAAUCGGAAGUGUUGGCUUUUGACUCAAGACGUUACUACCUGGACCUCAAAGAAAACCAGCGUGGGCGUUUCCUCCGCAUUGCACAGACUGUAGCCAAUCCGCGUAUGAGUCGUGCUCAGAUAGCUAUUCCAGCGCAAGGAAUGAUGGAGAUGCGUGACACUCUCCACGAAAUGUUGGAGAAAUAUUCGGAAGGUUUCUUGAAUGAUGGAAAUAGCACUGAUGCGACAAAGACUAAGCAGCUAACUGCUGACAACAACAAAACUUUUUAUUUCGACAUUGGGAAGAAUGACCGUGGAACAUUCGUUCGCGUGACUGAGGUUAAGCAGCCGGCUGGUUACCGUACCUCGAUAACCAUUCCACAAUCUGCUCUUGACAAAUUCCGCCAUCUACUUGAUGAUAUUAUCGAAGAUCUAGCAGCACCUGCAGCAAAGCCGCAGUUGUGUACGAGCAUGGUUAUUCUGACGAAUGAAAAUCCGCCUGGUUCCGAAAACGCUAUUCCUGGUCUCGAGCGAGUUGUUGAAGGAUGUCGCCUUAUGGUCAAGAUGACAACACAGAAUGAAUACAGGGAUGCGGAAGUUCUUCUCGUGCGAAAUGAUCCACCUCGCUUCUAUGUUCAUUACAUUGACUGCAACAGAAGACUAGAUGAAUGGGUUCCAGCGGAAAAUCUCAAUCUGGAAUCGUUAAGGAUGCCUCAAAAAGGAAAGAAGGGAGGCGUUCCACCAUCCGUAGAGAGUACUUCGGCUUCGGCCUCGCCUGAGCGGGAAUUAAGCAAGAAGAGCGCUGCAAUGCGAAAGCGGAAGGCAGCCACAAUGGACGAAGAUAGUCAGGACGGUAUCGGGCAGAACGGAGCUCCAAGCCAGCGAGGAUCCAUGUCGAUGGUCGGUCACAGUGAAGAUGCCUUGACAAGGAUACGUAAUAUCGAAAUGAUUGAGCUGGGAAGGCAUCGAAUACAGCCGUGGUACUUCGCGCCAUAUCCUCAGCAACUAGUCCAUUUGCCUUGUAUCUACAUUUGCGAAUUCUGCUUGAAAUACGUGAAAAGCCAGACUUGUUUGAAAACACAUAUGAAAAAGUGCUAUUUGAAACAUCCUCCUGGUAAUGAGAUAUAUCGUAACGAACAACUAUCAUUUUUCGAGAUCGACGGCCGAAAAAAUAAGGCAAGUUUAUAUUUUCAGACAUACGCCCAGAACUUAUGCCUUCUUGCGAAAUUAUUCCUCGAUCACAAAACCCUAUAUUACGACACGGAUCCAUUCCUGUUCUACGUCCUAGCGUUUUUAGAUGAUCGAGGGUUUCAUAUUGUCGGAUUCUUUUCUAAGGUGAGUUUCCGUUUCCUGUUUGUUUUUCAAAGUUAUAGUGACUACCCUCAAUUGUUAUCGGGAAGAACAGUGGAUCGGGGUUUCAGUAAGAACUUUUUCAGCUAUGAACUUUCGAAGGUGGAAGGCAAAACGGGAUCUCCGGAAAAGCCUUUAUCGGACCUAGGAUUGGUGAGUCAUUUCUUAUGA